UUAUCGCUUCAUUCGCAUUUUGUUGUUUUCGUAUGAAGCGCGCUUUGCCUGGAUUCUUCUCCGAUGGGCUCCAGCAGCGGUUCCGAGGAUGAUUCUGACGAACGUAGACGCCACAAGAAACACAAAAAGAAGGAGAAGAAAUCCCGGAAACACAAGAAGGAGAAAAAACAUAAGAAAAAGAAAAAAUCCCACAAAAAACGGGAUCAUGGAAGCGGCUCUGAUAGUGAUAGUGGAACAUCGUUUGACGGAGGACGCGACGAGUGGGUGGAGAAAGUAUUGCCGUCCCAGCCAUCGGCGGUAGAUAAGAAACCAGAGCGGGAGGACUGGAUGAAUUCUAUGCUGAUUCCAACAUAUAGUAGGGAGCCCAAAAAGGAAGAGAAGAAACCUACCGGAGAACAGUACGAUCCAAAGACCAGCGUCCGGGAGCUGAAUCCUCAUUGGAAGAAUGGAGGAAGUGGUUUGCCCAGUUUUAGGAGGCCAGUUGAGGACGAUGAUGGUUAUAUGGAACAGAGAAUCGCCCCUAAAGGAAGCUCUGGAAAAGAUUUCAGUAAAUCCAAUAAAAGUGGAGGAUGGAGAAAACCGAAUCGAUCUGAAGACACAAUUAAGGACAGUGGCAAGGCGAAGGAACAUGAUGAUGUAAAGCAAUCAAUAUCCUCUACUAUUGAUGAUGGUAUGUUCCUGACGGAUCAGCAGUUGAAUGAUUUGGGAGCUAAAUUGAUCAAGGCUGAAAUAAUGGGCAAUUCUGAAUUAGCGAAAAGUCUCAAGGAACGUUUAGAAAAUGCUAAAGCUCAUAGGAAUGAUAUUAAGAAUGCUCCCAAGUCCGAAACUGGCAAGAGCGACCACAAACGCAAAGAAUUGAAUGUGGAGGAAGACAUGAACUUCACUGUUAGCAAAUCAUCUGUUGAUAGCGCCCGUCAGAAUAAGAAACAAAAACGGUAUCAACAAAACCUUCCUCCAGGAGAUUUGGCUGAUAAGUUCAGAUCGGAACGGUUUGAAAAUGACAACAUGGAUGCCCAGUUUUUCAAGGUUUCCUCUAAGCUGGACCGUGAAGCAAACAAUUUGGACAACAUUUUCGGACACAGCAGCGCCAGUGGAGCUGAAUCUGGGCGGGCGAACGAGGAGAAAGUCGCUCGAGAUAUGAACAAACUAUCGCGUGCUCAGGCCGAUUGUGAAAGAUGCAUCAAUUCGUCCCACUUCCUGCAGGAUAAUGUUAUUUCGAUGGGUGAAAAUGUUUUCCUUGCUGUUCCCAGCUUCAAAGCACUUCAACCCAAACAUUGCAUGAUCGUUCCGAAUGGACAUUAUUCUGCCUUGACUCACAUGGACGAGGACGUGCAUCAGGAGCUGGUCGAUACGUGCAAGGCACUGAAACGCAUGUUCACCGCCCACAAGCAGGAAGUCAUAUUUUUCGAGACGGUUCGCUACAUAAACCGCAAUCCGCACACGUAUGUGCAGUGCGUCCCGGCCGACGACUACGAGAUGGCGCCGUUCUACUUCAAGAAAGCCAUCCUGGAAUCGGAAACCGAAUGGGCCAUGAAUAAGAAGCUGCACAAUAUUCAGGGGUUGGAAGUACGGCGCACUAUCCCGAAAGGUUUGCCCUACUUUUGGGUUAGUUUUAAUCUGGAGAAUGGAUUUGCGCACGUCAUUGAGGAUCAGGAAUGCUUUCCGGUGACCUUUGCCUCGGAAACAAUUGGCGGCAUCUUAGGAUUGGAAACGCGCGAUUGGCGGAAGCCAAGUCGAGAACGCAAUCCUCAACAACGGGUGAAGGAGUUUAUGCAAUGGUGGCAAGAGUACAACAAUUUAACAAAAGCUUAGCUAUAAGUUUCACAAUUGUAUGCAUUCUGUAAUUGUAUUACCCCAUCAAAUACAUUUAAGGAAUCCGAA
This is a messenger RNA of Armigeres subalbatus, 1881 nucleotides long. Its product is annotated as CWF19-like protein 2. The record is from RefSeq and is a predicted model, not a curated record. Bases 64 to 1812 code for a protein of 582 amino acids. Gene Ontology annotation, biological process: mRNA splicing, via spliceosome. Lineage: Eukaryota; Metazoa; Arthropoda; Insecta; Diptera; Culicidae. Gene Ontology annotation, cellular component: post-mRNA release spliceosomal complex. The transcript is spliced from 2 exons.